AUGUUUUCAGCUCAAACUGUCUUUUCAUUUUACUCUUCUUGUCUUUCUCUCACAAUAUCUCCAUCUUCACCAGUGACUGAACGUCAGGACACUGAUCGGGUCAUCUUGAACUGCUCUGUGUGGACAUAUGGACAGUGUCCAUACACAGUGAAGUGGUUGUAUGAGGGUAAUCAGAAUGACUUGGAGACAUCACAGAGUACAUGUGCAGCCUCUGUGACAUUUACAACAUCUGACUAUAAUCAGAAGUUGAAGUAUUCUGAGUUAUUGAAAUGUGAAGUGACAGAUGGUCACACUGAAGAAGUUCAUCAGUUCACCUUCAGCCCUCCUCAGUCCUCAGGUGAGAAACCAGGUCAUGAUGCAGCAACAGCUGCUUCAACAACAACAACAACAACAACAACAACAACAGAUUCACCAUCAACAACAGGAAGUAACUGGACAUCAAUGAAAAGGAGCACAUCAGAAGCAACAAACAACAGAGCAUGUGAAUACAACAAUAACCAAACAACACAAGGCCCAUGGUGGUUUGUGUCUGUGGGUUUAGCAGCGCUCAUAAUAAGUGUUGUCACAGUCAACAUAUGGACAAGAACUAAAGGGAACAAAACACAGAUGGAUGAAAACAUGGAGCACAUUGAGGAAGAUGAAGAUGAAGGGACCAACGACGAAGUCCUCAGACUUAUCGACCUGCGGGUCGCCAAUGACAACCUCUUCACGGGGAAGAGGAAUACCUCCAAGAAGGCCUGGAUUUCAGCCAUCCUGGCUCAUUUUCAGCUGCAGUCCCUGGGCAAGUGUGAUGGCAAAUACAAGACUUAA
Messenger RNA from Epinephelus fuscoguttatus (brown-marbled grouper), 810 nucleotides. RefSeq lists its product as uncharacterized. Lineage: Eukaryota; Metazoa; Chordata; Actinopteri; Perciformes; Serranidae. Bases 1 to 810 code for a protein of 269 amino acids. The record is from RefSeq and is a predicted model, not a curated record. The transcript is spliced from 8 exons.